This is a messenger RNA of Xiphophorus hellerii (green swordtail), 2816 nucleotides long. Its product is annotated as phospholipase ABHD3-like. Bases 305 to 1573 code for a protein of 422 amino acids. The transcript has 9 exons. Gene Ontology annotation, biological process: medium-chain fatty acid biosynthetic process; medium-chain fatty acid catabolic process. Gene Ontology annotation, molecular function: monoacylglycerol lipase activity; acetylesterase activity. Lineage: Eukaryota; Metazoa; Chordata; Actinopteri; Cyprinodontiformes; Poeciliidae. The record is from RefSeq and is a predicted model, not a curated record.
AGAGGCAGACUCUGGUUGGUUUAAACUCAAACACUUCGGUAAUGGCCUGGCAGACAGGAAGCGGCAUUUCCCGGAGAACAUACCGGUCAAUAAAGGCCGCUGGUGGACUUCGCCGCUGUCAUAACUGAUGGGACUUGUCGGGGUUGAAGAAAAUCGGGAAGCGACCUUUGAUCGGUAGCUGGUGGGGAUGAAGGCAGGUUCCCCGAGGUUACUUUAAUCAUUUUCUGUCAGGUCUUUGUUGUGUCGAGCGCUGUCGGCACUGCGGUUUUAGGUUUGUGCUGGAGGAUAGCCAUAGGUCACUGGCAUGUAUUUAUCCAGUGUGGAGCUGUGGAGAACAUACUGGGAGUCUGUUUCCAGGCCGUACACGGUGUUCAUCUGCUCAGUGACCGCUGCUCUAUACUAUCUGUGGGGCCGCAAGUGUGAGACUCCUGCCUUGAUAUGUACUGAAGCUUUUAGUGUAUUCCUCAAAAAGCACUGUCCUGUGGUAGCUGAGCGCUUCCAUCCCACUCCCUGGUGCUGGGGAGGGCGGGUGCAGACCCUGGUCUGUGCUCUCCUUAAAUCCAGACCCUCUGUCUGUUAUCGCAAUGAGUUGAUUCGUACACUAGAUGGUGGUCAGAUCUCCUUGGACUGGGUUGACAAUCAUAUGAGUGAGACCUACCCUGAAUCUUGCGUGCGACCUACUGUGCUCAUCCUCCCCGGACUGACUGGGAACAGCCAGCAGCCCUACGUGCUUCAUGCUGUUAGCCAGGCAACAAGACGGGGUUACAGAUGUGUGGUCUUCAACAACAGAGGAGUAGGAGGGGAAGAGUUGUUGACCCCAGUGACCUACUGCGCUGCUAACACUUCAGAUUUGGAGCAAGUUGUGCAGCAUGUGAAAGGCCUGUACCCUCAGGCUCCGGUUCUGGGUGCUGGUGUCUCUCUUGGAGGAAUGAUAUUGUUAAACUAUCUGGCCCGUAAGCGCACAGAGUCGGGAAUGGUGGCAGGCAUCACCAUCUCCGUCGCCUGGGAUGCGCUGAAGUCGUCCGACUCGAUGGAGGAGCCUCUCAACUGGCUUCUCUUCAAUAAACACCUCACUAAUGGCCUGCGCCAAAAAGUCACCAGGCACAGGAAGAUUCUGGAGAAAGUGGUGGAUGUCGACUAUGUCCUGAAGGCACGAACGAUCCGGGAGUUCGACGAGCGUUUCACUUCACAUGUGUUUGGCUACAAGUCGUGUGUCGAUUACUAUCAUGAUGCCAGCCCAGCCAAGAAACUCCCCCACACUGCUGUACCCAUCCUGUGUCUCAAUGCUGCUGAUGACCCUUUCUCUCCACAGAGUACAUUCCCAGUCUCCAUAGUCCAGACGCUGCCAAACGUUGCCCUGCUACUGACGGCUCACGGCGGACACAUUGCCUUCUUGGAGGGUCUGUUUCCUCGCGGGGAGAGCUACAUGGAGCGCCUGUUCGGUCAGUUUGUCCAGGCAGUCUUUGAACACCCGAAGGACAUCAAGAGAGCCUGCGGCAUGGCAAAAGAUGAGUCGAAUCAACAACAUAGUGAUGUUGGAGAAAAACCAAUCAGGGAUGUCAGUAGUCAGUAAAGCUUGAUCUUGAAUAGAGGAAAAAAAAAGUCACUGAAAUGUAUUGUUUUUGUGUGUGUGUGUGUGUUUUUUUUUUUUCCUUGCAUGCUUUUGGCCGUCCACCCAAAUGUUUUGACGUCAUCGCAGCCCUGCUGAUCUACCUCAGAUGGGAGCAAAACAAACUAAUUUAAAAUUCAUUGCAGGGAAAGCCACUUUUCAAGUGUUUAGGUAUGAAGUCCUGAAGCAUGUGAAAAGCUUUUGCACAAAUGGAAGAAAUAUUUCUAAAUGACUUUUAAAUGAUUUUUGGAAUGUUAACUGCUUCCUGUUUCUCCUUCACUAAAAUCCACCCCAGACAGAGAGCAAAGUAAUAUGUGGAAAAAAGAAAAGCCUUUUUAAACAAAUUGCAUGGAAAAAAAGAAUGUUUAAGACGGAACUGCUCUACUUUCAUUACUCUCUGGUGUUAAUAUAAAGAAUUUUAAGACUGAUGCAUUGCUUCCUCAUCAACGUAUUUUAAACACCUUAAAUUAUGUACUGUUUGCUUGUUUGCAGUUCAGAGUACAUAAAAACUUAAAUGAGUAAAAAUUGUACAAGAUACACACUUGAUCUCUCUGUGCACUUAAAAUAUUAGCAUCUUCUGUCAGGAAGAAUGUGAAGUAUUAAAAAGUUUUAUUUAGCUACGAUUUGCCUUUUGUUGACCGAUUGCACAUUGGUCAACAAUGAAAAAGCGACAGAUGAAUGAGAAAAAUUUUAGUCUGUGCAAAUCUGCUUGACUGUUCCUGAAGGCAUUUUGAGAAGUCUUGUUUCGAAUUUAUUUUUUGUGGCAGCACAGACAUGUUUCACGAUUGUAUCGACUGUUGCGCUUAUGAUGAAUGGACCCUGCUUUAACGUGAUAAAAAUCCAGGUGGAAAUGAAGUUAGAUUCAUCACAGAUGCCUCCAUUAUUUUAUAUUUUAGGUGACUCUUAGUGAGAAGUGAUUUCAUGCAUCAUUUAUGGCCAUGAAUAAAUUAUUGCAGCUAAAAUUGUUAAUUGUUGGCCUUUAACAACAUGUACCUUGACAUUGUUUCUGCACGUUUAAAAUGGGUUUUUAUGUUUUUGAGUGACAUUGUUGCUCUCAUUUCACUUGUCAGAGCUAUAAACACAAUCAUACUUUUUAUUGUUAUUCAUAAGACACAUACAUGUAAAUGCACAAAUAUGUAAAUAAUUUGUUCUAUGUUAUGUACUGAAUCUUGUAGAAACAAAUAAAGAAUGGCAUCUAGAGAAUUUA